This is a messenger RNA of Homarus americanus (American lobster), 3726 nucleotides long. Its product is annotated as nicotinamide riboside kinase 2-like. Lineage: Eukaryota; Metazoa; Arthropoda; Malacostraca; Decapoda; Nephropidae. Gene Ontology annotation, cellular component: cytoplasm. The coding region runs from base 831 to 1550 and encodes 239 amino acids. The record is from RefSeq and is a predicted model, not a curated record. The transcript is spliced from 2 exons.
CAACCUCACCUACAGUACUUUGAGCUCUUAACCAUUGCUCAUAAAACUUGCCGAUUCACUUGUUGGAAAUGUUCGUAAGGUGUUUUCGUUGCCUACAGGUGUUGCAUGGAUUCAAAUGAGUUGUGGCACGAUUGAUGGAGAGGAGAAAAAAGUUCCCAUUACUGUGGAUGUUAAAAAAAUGCCCGACAUGUGUGAUAGUCCACAAAAAUGUGUGUGAACCAAAAACUGAGAGAUUUUCUUAGCAGCUCACGAGGAAAGAUUUUCAGACUUUAAAUGAUUAUGGAUCAUUUAGACUCGACCAAAAUAGCCACUAGUAAUGUUUGGGCAUGACAAAGUGAUCGGCGAGUGUGUGCUUGGAGUGUCAGCGGCCGUGGCGUCGUAUUACCUCGUGUGGGUUGUGGGACUGCCGUUUAUGGACGAGGAUAGUUCCCUAAGACCCUUUUUCCCCGAUCCUAUCAUUGCCAUCGCCACCCCUGCCAUUAUCCUCGUGUUUCUUUUGACACUUACUGGAAUAUAUAUUGUAAGGUCAUUAUACACAGCUUCCUGCACUGAAAGAGACAAGUUAAAGCAACUGUAGUGGUACUGCACUUAUUGACACUGAUUGGCUUUGGCUUUGACUUGCAUGUUAUUUGUUUUUUAAUAAUCAGUUUCAUAUUUUCUGCAACGAGUGCUUAGUUUAUUGUCAUAAUUGAAUAUUAGUCACCUUGUCCUGGGAUUAACAACACUGAGAAUAGCUUGUUUAUAUAUAUAUAUAUAUAUACAUGUAUAUAUAUUUAUCAUAUGAAUAGUUAGUUGGGCAGUUAAAAUUGUUUGCGUGUUGGCUUACGAUCAUGACACGUUGGCUUGUUGUCGGCAUCUCAGGGGCUACAAAUAGUGGGAAGUCAACAGUAACCAGGAAGUUGUUGGGGGGUCUCCCCAGCACCUCCAGACUAAUAUGCCAGGAUGAUUAUUUCUACCCUGAAGACUCUCCUCACCAUAUCCCCUGUCCAGGAGGUGUCUCCCACCACAAUUGGGAAAUCAUCUCCAGUUUGGAUAUGAACAAGAUGAUGGAGGACGUUUUGGAGAUUGUAGAGUCCUGUCCAGAACCAGUGAAUGAAGCACCUGUACCUAAAAGUGUCUCUAACAAGAUAUCUUUCUCAUCUUGUGUAAGUGACUACAAUACUAAAGACUUGCCCGUGCUGCUGUUGGAUGGAUUUCUCAUCUUCGGUCACAGGAAGUUAGCGGAGAUGUGCGACCUGCGUUACUUCCUCACGAUGACCCGCGAGCCGUGUUGGGAGAGGAGGAAAUGCCGUGCCUACGAUCCUCCGGACCCUCCGGGCUACUUCGAACACUGCGUAUGGCCGGAGUACGAAUCCCAUCUGAAACACGUGAAGGAGAGUGUCCCAAAUGUAGUCUUCUUGAAUGGUAUGGAAGAUCAUUACUCAACCAUUUAUCAACAGGUAAAGGCAACUUCAACAUUAGAUACUUCAGCAUGCAUAUCAAAGGGUCAGUUGUUACAUUAUAAUACUGUUGUUCAAGGAUUGGAACGAAAAAACUAUACCCAACUGUAACCAUUUUCCCACUGUUAGGCCUGAAAAUCUAUCUUGGUCUGCCAUUAUGCAUUCUGUCAGCCUCCAGCAAGAUAAUGUAUUGUCUCUCAUGCAUUCUUAUUCUUGCACAAUGCCUUAUAUUCCUCCAUGUAAAUGCUUCUCUCAUUCAUAUUAUCUAUUUGGCUUUUUCUCUUAUUCUUUCUCAACUGUCCUUCAUUAAUCCAUUGACAUUCCUGUAGUUAAUGUCUUCUCUUAUCACCUACUUCAAACCUUCGUCAUGUCGGUAAUUUCUUGUAAUUUCAUCAUCAUUGCUUACCAGUCACUUUUGUUUCAGAUCUUUCCAUUACACCCUUUUUUCCUCUCCUAUACCUAACUAUUUGAAAGAAUUCACCUCCACAACAUGUGCUUUUCCCCAGCAUGGUUGAAGAGCACUCCCAUGUUCCAAUCGCACAACACACACACACACAAAUAGGCUGAACUAGGCAUUCCAGCAAACUCAGUUACACCCCAUGAUAUGAUUACUCAGGAGGCUUGGCAAGUUAAUUGUGAGUGUUAAGGACUACAGUAUAUGGUCUUGCUCAAGCUUCCCCACAGUGCUGUUUAAUUGUGGAAGGAAACCAUAAAGAAUUCUGUUGGUGCUGUUAAUUUUCUUAAAUAAAAGGUACUAAAUAUUUGUUUUGGGUGUCAUGUUGAUUCUCUCUUCAUCUAUUAUAUCAACUAUAACUUUUGCUGUACUGUCUUUUGAAUUUAUGUAUUUUAUUAUACUGUAUACUGAAUAUAUUUUGUAUUUUUAUGAUGUUAAAUAUUCUUUGAGGAUUGGUUGACAAAUGGACAAUAAAAGUUUAGAUAUACUUUCUCUCUAGACUUAGAUAUUGAUGCUUGUUUGUACUAUUUACAAGCCUAUGUCCUUUCUAUAUUAGUGAGUGCUGAUUUUAUAAUAUGGCGAGUCUCUUCAGCACCUUGUUUUUGUGCUUGAAGUCUAUUAAAUGUUUUCUUUGCUUGAAUAGACUUGUGUGUGUGGAAAGUUCUUCAAAUGAUAGCUUCUUAAAGGGGCUCUGUUCGUUGAUAGUUUCUUGGGGGCCCUCGGUUAUUUAGGGGGAAUACUGUACCAGAAUAUCGGCAGGUGACGACAGCUUCUCGUGUCUAGCAAAAAUAUUAUUGUUUAGAAUUUUUUGAGAGCAUAUGCAUCGAGGUAUUUGGAGGUUAUCCCUCCUUGAUGUUUGUUGGUCAUGUUUUUGACUGAUUGGAGUGUGAAGGUACAGUAGUUGGAAAAUCAGCUGUUGGAAGGGAUAAUUUGAUAAUAAUUAUGAUCUUGGAAUGCUGUCGGUAGGGAGUUGGGUGUAAGUUAUAACAUUCACAUUUUAACAUUCACACCUAGAUGUUUACAGGAUACACGGUGCCUGCAGUGGCUUUAAACUAUACUACUUUAGCACAAAAAAAAGCAGCUUUCUCAAGAGAUAAACAGGAAUUAUAAUAAAACGUUCCAUGAAAGCGAGUGUUAUCAUCCCCUCGGGGUCUUACCUGUACUGGAAGAUAUCACUGUAUUGUAUCUGCUUUGUAUUUCGAAUCAAGAACAGUACUCUUUUGUUCCUGGGAAGAUACAGUAUUAUUUCAGGUUUUGUCUUGAAUUAGUUGUAGUGCUGUAAACUAAUUCUAUUGAUUAUGACUUUAUAUUUUGUAAGAAGUGAUAAUGUGGCCUGAUCCAAGGAAGAGGCACUUGUAUUUAUUUGAGUUAGUCUUGUUUAAAGCAUAAUAGAAUGUACACCCGCUCCAAAAAUAUCUUUACUGUUAAACAUUACGGCACAAGAAGCGAAGGGUCUCGACAAUCCUACCGAGGCUACAGGAGUCGAGGUGUUCAUUUUGAAAUUCAUCGGACCGCCUCCAUAAAGAUGCUCUGUGGAGCGAGUGUUUGAAUAAAAUAAAUCAAACCUUGGGUAUAAUAUUUGAUUUAAUUUUAAAUUUUUUCACAUAUUUUGGACUAAAGUGAUUUUAGUAAGGCGUUUUCUUGGAUCGGGUCGCAUAUAGAUCUAGCUGCCGAGUUCAUGCUAUCCUUAUCCUUCAAUAUUUGACUGAAUAUUAUGAUUUGGGUUUAUAGGCACAAAACUGUUUAAGUGUCUUCAACUUCUUAUGAAUAUCUAACUGAAAAAUUUUUCUUUUGUUAAAAUAUUCCAGGUAAUAAAUUUGAGAAGUAUUUGAA